AGAAUCCCAAACCUAAUCCUUCGAGAGAGAAAAAAUCUAAACCGACGAAUAAAGGAGAGAUAAGUUGUCUGUCAAGGCUCCAGAAGAGCCGCAAACGCAGACAAAGAAGCCCUUGUGGCGUGACCAUGAAGCCACGCCCGCCGGCGGGGGCGUCGUCCGCUUCCGCCGUGACCGCCAGGCUCCGGCCGCACCUCGCGCGGAUCACCUCCUUCCUGAUCGUCUUCGCCGUCGGCUACUCCGUUGGCCUCCUGUCCUCGUCCACCCGGCCGUCGCUGAGGCCGUCCCAGACGACGAUCGUGCGGCCGCACGCCGCUCACCUCACCGACGCCUCCACCACCGUCCCGGCGCCGAACGCCACGGCCGCGGGGGUGGCGGCGGCGGCGACGACGGCGAGCUACCCGCGGUCGCCGCCGCACGACCUGUUCCGGUUCAGGGAGGAGUGCGGGGAGCCGGUGCCGAGCGACGCCGUCGUGCCGACGCUGCUCGAGAAGCUGUUCGACGGCGAGAGCCCCUACGCGGGCUUCCCCACGCCGCAGACCGCGGCGCUGCUGCACCCGGCGAAGGCGCGCCCGCGCGGGUGGGGCUCGACGGGAGCCGUGUUCGCGGAACUCAUCGAGGCGGUGCGCCCGGAGGUGAUCGUGGAGCUGGGCGCCUUCCUGGGCGCGUCGGCGCUGCACAUGGCGGCCGUGUCCCGGAACCUCUCGCUGUCCCCGGCCAUCCUCUGCAUCGACGACUUCCGCGGGUGGCCGGCGUUCCGCGAGCGGUUCCGGCGCGACGUCCCGCCGCCGCGGCACGGGGACGCGCUGCUGCUGCCGCAGUUCAUGGCGAACGUGGCCGCGGCGGGCGCCGACGCCGCGGCGCGCGUGCUGCCGCUGCCCUUCUCCACGGCGUCCGCGCUGUCCGCGCUGUGCGGGUGGGGCGUGUACGCGGACCUCAUCGAGGUGGACGCCGGGCACGACUUCCACUCGGCGUGGGCGGACAUCAACCUGGCCUGGGCCGUGCUCCGGCCCGGCGGCGUCAUGUUCGGCCACGACUACUUCACCUCCGCCGACGACCGCGGCGUGCGCCGCGCGGUGACGCUCUUCGCCAAGGUCAAAGGGCUCACCAUCCGCCCCCACGGCCAGCACUGGGUGCUCUCCCCGAAGCCGCGCGGCCACGGCAACGCCCGGUGAGCGGUGAGUACGUGCUCGUCGCUGUCGCCGUCGAUCGCGACCCCGGCCACGCACUGGCCAUCAUCCUCCGGUGCGGAACCAGACGUGUCGCGUUGCACCAGCUCCCUGCUUGCCCGUGUUCGUACUUGCAGGUUCAGCACCCACCACCUCGAUCAAAAGCCGACGAAAAAGGUUGCGGCGUUGCCACUAUUCUCCGAAGUGUUCCUUUCAACCACCAUCAAUCUUUUUCCCCCGCCUUAUUCUUCUCUAACUGCGCUUAAGAAUGCAUUUGUUCUUCUCUGAGAUACUAUAUUCCUGUAGCAUUUGGACGAUGGAAAUUUAUGUAUAGACAUGAACACGACGGCUGCAAGUGUACUAUGGAGUAACUUAAGCUAGAUACAUGGAAUGUUGCUGUUGAUGGUCC
Messenger RNA from Panicum hallii, 1575 nucleotides. RefSeq lists its product as uncharacterized. The record is from RefSeq and is a predicted model, not a curated record. The transcript has a single exon. NCBI's taxonomy places the organism in Eukaryota, Viridiplantae, Streptophyta, Magnoliopsida, Poales, Poaceae. Bases 126 to 1172 code for a protein of 348 amino acids.